This is a messenger RNA of Leucoraja erinaceus (little skate), 5785 nucleotides long. Its product is annotated as microtubule-actin cross-linking factor 1, isoforms 6/7-like. Gene Ontology annotation, biological process: wound healing; regulation of focal adhesion assembly; intermediate filament cytoskeleton organization. Gene Ontology annotation, cellular component: cytoplasm; microtubule; membrane. Bases 333 to 4904 code for a protein of 1523 amino acids. The record is from RefSeq and is a predicted model, not a curated record. Gene Ontology annotation, molecular function: calcium ion binding; microtubule binding; structural molecule activity. Lineage: Eukaryota; Metazoa; Chordata; Chondrichthyes; Rajiformes; Rajidae. The transcript has 31 exons.
AGCCACAGAGUAUGGGUCUGAAUUUAAUGAUGAAUAGAUGCCCAGAGAUUUAACACUUCUUUAUAUAUGCAUGUUUGCAAAUUCUAAACUUGCUGCGAUAUAUGUGGAGAAAAUCUUGCAGGUCUGUCAGAACUUAUCUUACGCCGUCCAUUUUUCUGAAAUCACACUGUAAAAUGAGGCUGUUUACUGCUCAGUUAGAAAUGAGACCCUUUCAAAGCAAAUGGUAAUUCUGAGAAAAUCCUCAGACAAUGCCAACAGCCACCUCUUAAAGCUAUCUCUAAAGUCUAAACUCGUGUUUUUGGUCUGUUUAGUUUCAUGACAAGAUUGAUCCAAUGCUGGAGUCUCUGGGGCACAUUGCUGACCGAAUGAGGACGCCUCCCUCCAUACCAGCUGAGGUUGAGAAAAUCCGAGAGCACAUCAACGAGAAUAAAAAUAUUGCAAUGGAGCUCGAAAAACUCCAGCCAUCUUUUGAAGCUCUCAAACGUCGUGGUGGGGAACUGAUCAGUCGGUCAUCUGGAGCAGAAGAGGAUCCUGCAGCUAAAUCUAUUCAAGACAAGUUGGAUGAGAUGACAUUUUACUGGGAUGAUAUCAAAGCUCGUGGCGAAGAGAGGGAUAAUAAGCUUCUGGAUGUACUUGACCUUGCUGAGAAGUUCUGGUAUGAUAUGGCUGCCCUACUGACUACCAUUAAGGACACCCAGGAAAUAGUGCGAGACCUGGAGAGUCCUGGUAUUGAUCCGUCAAUCAUUAAACAACAGCAGGAGGCUGCAGAGACAAUUAAAGAGGAGACUGAUGGACUUCACGAGGAACUGGAAUUUGUGCGAAUCUUGGGAGCAGACCUCAUCUUUGCCUGCGGGGAAUUCGAAAAACCUGAAGUGAAAAAGAGUAUAGAUGAGCUUAAUAACACUUGGGAUAACCUGAAUAAAACUUGGAAGGAGCGAAUGGACAAACUAGAAGAUGCCAUGCAAGCUGCUGUCCAAUACCAAGAUGCAUUGCAAGCAAUGUUUGACUGGCUGGAUAACACUGUAAUAAAACUGGGAGAGAUGUCUCCAGUUGGCACAGAUAUCAAUACAGUAAAGCAACAAAUAAAUGAAAUGAAGGAAUUUAAAAUGGAGGUUUACCAGCAACAAAUCGAGAUGGAAAAGCUGAACCACCAGGGGGAGCUCCUACUGAAGAAAGCGUCAGAUGAGACUGAUCGCGACAUCAUUCAACAACCACUCAAGGAACUCCAACAUCUGUGGGAAAAUCUGGGAGAGAAGAUCAUUAACAGACAGCACAGGGUGGAGGGUGCACUCUUGGCACUGGGUCAGUUUCAGCAUGCACUGGCUGAACUUGUGGCAUGGCUGAAUCAUACAGAGGAGCUUCUGGAAGGACAAAAACCAAUCACUGGAGAUCCAAAGGCCAUAGAAAUUGAACUGGCAAAGCACCACGUCCUGAAAAACGAUGUCCUUGCACACAAGUCAACAUUUGACACCGUGAAUAAAGCUGGGAAUGAGCUUCUGGAGUCGAGUGCAGGGGAGGAUGCCAGCAACCUAAAGCAUCGACUCGACACACUAAACAAGAACUGGCAAUCUCUGCUGAGGAAAACCGAGGGGAGAGAGCAGCAACUGGGGGCUGCUUUGCAGCAGGCUGAAGGAUUUCAUGCAGAAAUUGAGGACUUUUUGCAGUGGCUAAGUAGGAUUGAGAAUCAGUUGGCAAUAUCAAAGUCCACUGGAGGUUUACCUGAGACAGCUCGAGAACAACUCAACACACACUUGGACCUCUACAGGGAAUUUUGUGCCAAUGAAGAAACGUACAAGAACGUGCACGAUAAGGGUCGGCUGUUGCAGAGUAGCCGUGACGAUGCUGCUGGAUCCAACGUUGAACAGUGUGUAACAUUACUGGAGCAGAGGUGGCAAUCGAUGAGCACAAAGAUGGAGGAAAGAAAGACCAAGCUGGAAGAGGCACUCACUCUUGCAACAGAAUUUCAGAAUUCGCUACAGGAUUUCAUUAACUGGCUUACACAGGCAGAGCAGGGCCUGAACAUCGCGGCUCCUCCCAGUCUUAUCCUGGAUACAGUUCUUUUCCAGAUAGAUGAACACAAGAUUUUUGCCAAUGAAGUCAAUUCUCAUCGGGAUCCAAUCAUCGACCUGGAUAAAACUGGAAAUCAGCUGAAGUUCCUCAGCCAGAAGCAGGAUGUGGUGCUGAUAAAGAAUCUUCUAUUCAGUGUGCAGUCGCGCUGGGAGAAGGUGGUGCAGCGCUCCGUAGAGAGAGGAAGGGCACUGGAUGAGGCCAGGAAACGGGCAAAGCAGUUCUACGAAGCCUGGAAGAAGUUGAUUGACUGGCUGGAAGAAGCAGAAAACAAUCUGGAUACUGACAUAGAAAUCUCCAAUGACCCAGAUAAAAUCAAACUGCAGCUUACAAAGCACAAGGAUUUUCAAAGAACUCUGGGUGGGAAACAGCCAGUGUAUGAUACCACAGUCCGCAUGGGCCGCUCGAUGAAAGAUAAGGCUUCACAUGCGGAUGACCAUCCAAAAUUGGACAAUCUCCUUGGAGAAGUGCGAGACAAGUGGGACACCGUCUGUGGCAAGUCAGUCGAGAGGCAGCACAAGUUGGAAGAGGCCCUGCUGUUUUCAGGGCAGUUUACUGACGCUCUCCAAGCGUUGGUUGACUGGCUGUACAAGGUUGAGCCGCAGUUGGCUGAGGAUCAACCUGUCCAUGGAGAUCUAGAUCUGGUGAUGAACCUGUUGGAUGCUCACAAGGUUUUCCAAAAGGAACUUGGGAAGCGCACGGGGAGCGUGCAGGUCCUGAAACGGUCGGCCCGUGAACUGAUUGAAAACAGCCACGAUGAUACAACCUGGGUGAAGGCUCAACUGCAGGAGUUGAGCAUACGAUGGGACAUAGUGUGCAAACUCUCCGUCUCUAAACAGACGCGGCUUGAGCAGGCACUUAAACAGGCAGAGGAAUUCCACAAUGCCGUCCAUGGGCUGCUGGAGUGGCUAUCUGAGGCUGAGCAAUCACUUCGAUUCCGAGGAGUUCUACCGGAUGAUGUGGAGGCUCUACAGUCCUUGAUCGAUCUACACAAGGAAUUUAUGAAGAAAGUGGAGGAGAAGCGUGUGGAUGUAAAUAAUGCAGCUGGCAUGGGAGAGGCUAUAUUAGCAGUGUGCCACCCAGACUGUGUCACCACCGUCAAACACUGGAUCACCAUCAUCCGAGCCCGCUUUGAAGAGGUGUUGACGUGGGCAAAGCAACACCAGCAGCGGUUGGCAACCGCACUGUCUGAGCUGGUUACCAAUGCCGAAUUGUUGGAAGAAUUAUUGACAUGGCUACAAUGGGCUGAAACUACACUAAUACAAAGGGAUCAAGAGUCCAUGCCAAAGGACAUUGAACAAGUCAAAACUAGCAUCACAGAGCACCAGUCUUUCAUGGAAGAAAUGACGAGGAAGCAGCCAGAUGUGGAUAAAGUUACAAAAACAUACAAGCGGAAAGCAGCAGAACCUUCACACGUGCGAGGAAGGAAAAAUCUAAAUCAAAUGACUCAUCCUCCUGCACCCACGACUAUGCCAGCACAGACUGAAGCAAAGAAUCCACAGAUCAAUCUGCUCUCUGGCAGAUGGCAGCAGGUCUGGUUACUGGCGUUGGAGAGACAGCGCAAACUACACGACUGUCUGGACCGACUGGAAGAACUGAAAGAAUUUGCCAACUUUGACUUUGAUGUGUGGCGAAAAAAAUACAUGCGAUGGAUGAACCACAAGAAGUCCCGAGUGAUGGACUUCUUCAGGCGCAUCGAUAAGGAUCAGGAUGGAAAGAUCACGCGGCAGGAGUUUAUUGACGGAAUCCUGUCUUCAAAAUUCCCCACCAGUAAACUGGAAAUGACUGCUGUAGCUGACAUCUUUGAUGGAGAUGGAGAUGGUUACAUUGAUUAUUACGAAUUUGUGGCCGCACUUCAUCCGAAUAAAGAUGCCUACCGGCCUGUUACUGACGCAGACAAAAUUGAGGAUGAGGUGACCAGACAGGUGGCACAGUGUAAAUGUGCAAAACGAUUUCAGGUGGAGCAGAUUGGAGAAAACAAGUAUAGAUUCUUCCUUGGAAAUCAGGCUUCCAGCACAUUAGCCUUAUUAGGAUUUGGUGAUUCUCAGCAGUUGCGCCUUGUGCGUAUUCUACGGAGUACGGUAAUGGUUCGUGUUGGAGGAGGAUGGAUGGCCUUGGAUGAAUUCUUAGUGAAAAAUGAUCCCUGCAGAGCGAGAGGGCGAACCAACUUAGAACUGCGAGAGAAAUUUAUCUUACCAGAGGGAGCCUCUUCUGGCAUGGCUCCCUUCAGGCUGAGGGGCCGCAAAUCCAAACCUUCAUCCAGGGCUGCAUCUCCGACACGGUCCAGUUCCAGUGCCAGCCACAGUAACCACAGCUGCACAUCCAUGCCCUCAUCACCAGCAACUCCAGCCAGUGGGAAUAAGACGCCCCAGACCUUCACACGUUGUUAUGACAAACCUUGGUUGACAAACAGUAAAGUCUCUACUCCCACUAAGUGCCUAGACUCACAUGUGCUCCAGAUUCCCAGCAUUGAGGUGACUCCUGUUCAGGGAAGUAAACUCAGACGACCAAGCUACCACUCCAGUAAGGUUUCACUGACUGGGGACAACGGCAACUCACCUGCUGCCUCUAAGUCCGGAAAAACUGAUACCAAAAGGACGACAAGCAGGCCCACAAGUCGGGCUGGGAGUCGCGCUGGUAGCAGGGCAAACAGUCGGCGAGGCAGUGACGCGUCUGAUUUCGACGUUCUGGAGACACAGUCGAUGUGUUCCGAUAUUUCCGAGUCCAGCACGGGGGGAUCCCAAGCAAGCUCGAGAAGGAGCUCGUCAAAACCCUCAAAAAUCCCAACACCCGCAAAGAAAACCACAACCCCAAAAAAUACAAACACCAGAAGAUAAUACAAACGAUGCUGCAGAAUAGAAUACACAUGCGCACACACAGACACACACACAAACACACACACACUUUCAAAAGCCACCAGAUGUAUAAUAUUCUACAAAAAAAAGUACUGUUGUUAAGCAUUGUAAAAGAUUAAGUGUGGUCUAAUGCUGCCUUAUCAUUGUACUUUGUUUUUUUUUUUGUUUUUGUAAGUUAAAAGUUUUUUCAUGUGAAUAUUUAUGUAGAUAAGACAUCCAUGUUUGUUCCCAUGGCGUCUGCGUCAGAGGGAAGUGAGAAUGCUUUUAAAAGAAAAAAAAAAGGAAAUUUAAAUGUGUUCGUGUUCUAUUAAAGAUUUGAACUACUGCUUUUUUUUAAAAACUUGCAUUUAGGAUAUGACCCUUGAACGAGAACUUUGACUUGCUGUGGAGGCAAGACAAAUGCUGCAGUGUUUGUUAGAAAUCAUGGAUACCUCACGGAGUAUUUAAGUGGGAAAAAAAAUGGAGCGAUGUACAGUUUUACUUAUUUUUAAGAAUGUUCAUUUUUUUUGCCUGCUGAAAGUUACACAUAAUAAUUAUGACAAAAAGUGCACAUGCAAGUUGUAAAAGACUAUUGCUAUCUUGUAGGCAGUAUAAAGGACACUUUAAUAGCAGCUGAUGAUCAUUGCGGGCCACACCAGCAGUUGCUAGCAAGGCCUUUCUCACUUUUUUAUGCUGCUUUUUGUUCAUUUGAACUGACCACUGGGGCUACAUGAGCAGCCGUAUUUAUAUUCUAUUGAUAUCUAGUCUGACCAUGUCGCUGUGUGAAUCCACAAUUGAAAUUGUACCAAUGAGUCAAACGUUCAUUUUUUUUUGUAUUCAAAAACAAAUGUGCUUGCAGUAACUUAAAGAAGUAUUAAGUACUG